This is a messenger RNA of Musa acuminata subsp. malaccensis (wild Malaysian banana), 813 nucleotides long. Its product is annotated as BRI1 kinase inhibitor 1-like. The record is from RefSeq and is a predicted model, not a curated record. Gene Ontology annotation, molecular function: kinase inhibitor activity. NCBI's taxonomy places the organism in Eukaryota, Viridiplantae, Streptophyta, Magnoliopsida, Zingiberales, Musaceae. Gene Ontology annotation, cellular component: plasma membrane.
AUGGCGACGCAGAAGCUUCAGGACAAGGAACUGAAAGAAGGCAACGACAUUGGAGCUCCUCCACCUCCAUCCUCGGAGACUUCUCCUGCUCAUGAGUUCUCCUUCUCGAGCUCCCUCCAACCUUCUUUUACUUCCAUACCAAAUCAUAAAACCCUCAUAUACAACAAGAACACGGCAACAAUACUCAACUUGCCCUCCGCCGGCGACAUAUUCUCCCACGGACACCAACUUCACCUCCACCCACCGUCACAACCGUCCGUUGCAGCUCCCCGCUCCCGUAACGUCUUCGCCGGAAGCUUCAGCCGUCCUCUGGAGCAUACCAGAAGUGGUCUAAGCCUCAAUCGUCAUCUCAUCGAUCAUCGUGAUAGUGCCCGUGAGAACGAAGAGAGUAUCAAAAACAAGACCUUCUCCUUCUUUUUCGGACACAGGAAGUGGCGGAAGGAGGGCGACAGCGGAGACAAAGAAGAGGUUAAGAAGAAGAAAAAGAAAGGGUUCGACAUGAGCUGCUGGAUAGCAAAGAAGUACGCAAGCACGAUGGAGAUCUUCUUCGGGGAGAAGCAUGAGCUCCUUCGGAGGCCAUACCGCAAAAAAAGGGAUGGAUGGUGGAAGAAGAAGGGACAGCUAUCGGCGCCGACCUCCAUGAGGACAUCUCCCUCCAACAGCGGCCGCCUCUCGGCGACGACAUUGACGUUCGCUUCCUCGGCUGACAGUGCAGUGGAAGAAAUCCACAGUGGGAUUCAGGCUGCUAUUGCUCACUGUAAGAGUUCUAAUACCAACAAAGAUGAGAAAUGUAAAUGCUGUCAUGUGAAAUGA